Molecule: messenger RNA, 3432 nt
Organism: Pan troglodytes (chimpanzee)
Lineage: Eukaryota; Metazoa; Chordata; Mammalia; Primates; Hominidae
Gene: MLLT3
Product: MLLT3 super elongation complex subunit
Exons: 11
Coding region: 908-2617 (569 amino acids)
Biological process (GO): positive regulation of DNA-templated transcription
Cellular component (GO): transcription elongation factor complex
Molecular function (GO): chromatin binding
Source: RefSeq, a predicted model, not a curated record
CAUUUUCAAAUUUUCGGUGGCGGUGGCAGAAGGGCGGGGAGUGACGGUGGCGGGCGGGUGCCUGUGAGUGGAUGGGGCAGGGGGCCAGGGGAUCGUUGCGGGUUAGAACAGCCUCAGUGAUUGCUAUUUUCAUGCUCGUUUUUUGCAGGAUGGCAUUUCUCUCGCUCUCUUUAAGUAAGUUUGUUUGGGUGUGAGUUCUUGUCUUUUCAGCACAAAACCACAGAAAUACGUGGUGGAAAGUAAAAGAAAGCCCACUCCCUCCUCCCCGUGCGUACUAGCUAAGGACUUGAUUUAACGCCCCCUCUCCGGCUGCUGGGGGCUCUAAGCAGUGGCUACAUUCCAGCAGUUUUAAUCCGUUUUUUAUUGUAGGGCGAGCGAGUUUACACAGGGGCUGGGAUGGCUCCCCAGCUGGCCGCUCUCCCCACUCCAGCGUCCCCUCCCUGCCACCCCCCCAGCAGGAACCUGUUACUUUAAGCGAGGCUUUCCAGUGUGGCGCUGCGGGCCGCCGGGGUUUCGGGAGGUGGCAGGUGAUUGGCUCUUUCGAGCUCCCCCUGGCUCGCUCGCUCUGCCUCCCCGCGCGCUCCGCCCCGCCCGCAAGCCCUCCCUCCGCCCUGUGAGGCUCGGAGCCCGGGUGUCAGGCGCCACGGCGCAUGCUCCGGAAUCAUCUUCUUUACCCUGGAGCUGCUGCUGCUGCUGCUGCUUUUGCUUUUGGGGCUGAGUUUAAUAAGCGAGCGAGCAAGCGAGCAAGCGAGCGCGGGGGGAAAAAGGCAGAGAAUGUCCGCCAUCUACCCUCCGCUCCUGGGCGCGCUCUCAUUCAUAGCAGCCUCUUCAUGAAUUACAGCUGAGGGGGGGCGGAGGAGGGGGGGGGUACCACACAACACCCCAGCAAACCUCCGGGCCCCCAGGCAUGGCUAGCUCGUGUGCCGUGCAGGUGAAGCUGGAGCUGGGGCACCGCGCCCAGGUGAGGAAAAAACCCACCGUGGAGGGCUUCACCCACGACUGGAUGGUGUUCGUACGCGGUCCGGAGCACAGUAACAUACAGCACUUUGUGGAGAAAGUCGUCUUCCACUUGCACGAAAGCUUUCCUAGGCCAAAAAGAGUGUGCAAAGAUCCACCUUACAAAGUAGAAGAAUCUGGGUAUGCUGGUUUCAUUUUGCCAAUUGAGGUUUAUUUUAAAAACAAGGAAGAACCUAGGAAAGUCCGCUUUGAUUAUGACUUAUUCCUGCAUCUCGAAGGCCAUCCACCAGUGAAUCACCUCCGCUGUGAAAAGCUAACUUUCAACAACCCCACAGAGGACUUUAGGAGAAAGUUGCUGAAGGCAGGAGGGGACCCUAAUAGGAGUAUUCAUACCAGCAGCAGCAGCAGCAGCAGCAGCAGUAGCAGCAGCAGCAGCAGCAGCAGCAGCAGCAGUAGCAGCAGCAGCAGCAGCAGCAGCAGCAGCAGUAGUAGCAGCAGUAGCAGCAGCAGCAGCAGCAGUAGUACCAGUUUUUCAAAGCCUCACAAAUUAAUGAAGGAGCACAAGGAAAAACCUUCUAAAGACUCCAGAGAACAUAAAAGUGCCUUCAAAGAACCUUCCAGGGAUCACAACAAAUCUUCCAAAGAAUCCUCUAAGAAACCCAAAGAAAAUAAACCACUGAAAGAAGAGAAAAUAGUUCCUAAGAUGGCCUUCAAGGAACCUAAACCCAUGUCAAAAGAGCCAAAACCAGACAGUAACUUACUCACCAUCACCAGUGGACAAGAUAAGAAGGCUCCUAGUAAAAGGCCGCCCAUUUCAGAUUCUGAAGAACUCUCAGCCAAAAAAAGGAAAAAGAGUAGCUCAGAGGCUUUAUUUAAAAGUUUUUCUAGCGCACCACCACUGAUACUCACUUGUUCUGCUGACAAAAAACAGAUAAAAGAUAAAUCUCAUGUCAAGAUGGGAAAGGUCAAAAUUGAAAGUGAGACAUCAGAGAAGAAGAAAUCAACGUUACCGCCAUUUGAUGAUAUUGUGGAUCCCAAUGAUUCAGAUGUGGAGGAGAAUAUAUCCUCUAAAUCUGAUUCUGAACAACCCAGUCCUGCCAGCUCCAGCUCCAGCUCCAGCUCCAGCUUCACACCAUCCCAGACCAGGCAACAAGGUCCUUUGAGGUCUAUAAUGAAAGAUCUACAUUCUGAUGACAAUGAGGAGGAAUCAGAUGAAGUGGAGGAUAACGACAAUGACUCUGAAAUGGAGAGGCCUGUAAAUAGAGGAGGCAGCCGAAGUCGCAGAGUUAGCUUAAGUGAUGGCAGCGAUAGUGAAAGCAGUUCUGCUUCUUCACCCCUACAUCACGAACCUCCACCACCCUUAUUAAAAACCAACAACAACCAGAUUCUUGAAGUGAAAAGUCCAAUAAAGCAAAGCAAAUCAGAUAAGCAAAUAAAGAAUGGUGAAUGUGACAAGGCAUACCUAGAUGAACUGGUAGAGCUUCACAGAAGGUUAAUGACACUGAGAGAAAGACACAUUCUGCAGCAGAUCGUGAACCUUAUAGAAGAAACUGGACACUUUCAUAUCACAAACACAACAUUUGAUUUUGAUCUUUGCUCGCUGGACAAAACCACAGUCCGUAAACUACAGAGUUACCUGGAAACAUCUGGAACAUCCUGAGGAUAUAACAACUGGAUGCAUCAAGAACUAUUGUGUUUUUUUUUUUGGUUUUUUUUUUUUUUGGUUGUGAUUUUUUGUUCUUGUUGUUUAUAUGAAAACACUCAAAAUGAUGCAACCAAAAGGGAAAAAAUAAAAAUCAAACAACCUUCAGCUUUAUUUUUCUUUAAAGCCAGUCAUCAUCUCUUGAUAAAGGAGAGGUUAAAGCAAACCAGCCUCAGCGGACCACUCUUCUCUCCAAGGAAAUCCCCGGGAAGAGUUAGCCUGGAUAGCCUUGAAAACAAACAAAUCAAACACAACACAAGAAAACUCAAAGAAUGUGUAUGGUAUCAUGUAUCUCUCUGUGGUGGUUCAUUCCACAGGACGAAUGCAUAUUCAACACACUGCCUUAUUACAUAACUGAUCUAUUUAUUAUCGCAUACAGAUAUUCUAAGUCGUUGAGGGAAUGACACCAUCAGACAUUAUAAGUACUUGGUCCCGUGGAUGCUCUUUCAAUGCAGCACCCUUGCCAUCCCAAGCCCAGUGACCUUACUCGUAUACCGUGCCACUCUCCACCAACUUUUUCCAAGUCCUUUAACUCGUUGCAGUCUGUAUUUUCCACCUUUUGUUUUUCCAGUUCCAGGACACAGAUUAUCAACUGGGGGGACCAAAUAGCCACCUUGAUUUUCUUCUUUGUGGUCUUUUUCCUGAAAGUUGGGGCCCAGUCCUUGGCUGUAUCCAUGUAAUGAUCUUGGACCAUGGUAGAAAAUGCACCAAAUAGGAUCAUAUGAAUUGCUGUCUAGCCUUAGUCAAUAAACUUGUAGGACUUUUAAACAAAA